Molecule: messenger RNA, 3233 nt
Organism: Coturnix japonica (Japanese quail)
Lineage: Eukaryota; Metazoa; Chordata; Aves; Galliformes; Phasianidae
Source: RefSeq, a predicted model, not a curated record
UUUCAGAAGCUGGAGAGGUGUGUGGGCAUCGUGACGUCGCUGACCAACGGGCUGUCAGAGCGGGAGGCCAACGAUGCCCUCAAUGCACACAUAUGUAAAGGAACCCCCCAACACGAGGAGAUUUGCCUGGGCCUUUUCACUCUGGUCCUGACCGAACCCACUCAAGCACAGAAGUGCUACCGGGACCUGGCUCUGGUGAGCCGAGAUGGCAUGAACAUCGUCCUCAAUAAGAUCAAUCAGAUCCUCAUGGAGAAGUACCUGAAGCUGCAGGAUACCUGUCGCACCCAGCUGGUGUGGUUGCUGCGGGAGCUGGUGAAGAGCGGCGUGCUCGGUGCCGAUGGUGUCUGUAUGACCUUCAUGAAGCAGAUUGCAGGGGGGGAUGUGACAGCAAAGAACAUCUGGCUGGCAGAGAACGUCCUGGAGAUCCUGACAGAGCAGAGAGAAUGGGUGCUGAAGAGCAGCCUCCUGAUAGCCAUGGCCGUGUACACCUACCUGCGGCUCAUCGUGGACCACCACGGCACCGCUCCGCUGCAAGCACUGCGACAGAAGGAGGUGGAUUUCUGCAUCUCCCUCCUCCGGGAAAGGUUCAUGGAUUGCUUCAUGAUCGGCCGCGACCUGGUGCGGCUCCUGCAGAACGUGGCGAGGAUCCCUGAGUUUGAGCAGCUCUGGAAGGACAUUAUCCACAACCCACAAGUGCUCAGCACUCAGUUCACAGGUGUCCUCCAGCUCCUCCAAUCCAGGACAUCACGUAAAUUCCUGGCGUGUCGCCUCACCCCGGACAUGGAAACCAAACUGCUCUUCAUGACCUCAAGGGUGCGGUUCGGGCAGCAGAAGCGGUACCAGGACUGGUUCCAGAGGCAAUACCUGUCCACCCCUGACAGUCAAUCCCUGCGCUGCGACCUCAUCCGUUACAUCUGUGGGGUGGUUCAUCCGUCCAACGAAGUGCUCAGCUCCGACAUCCUGCCGCGCUGGGCCAUCAUCGGGUGGCUGCUCACUACCUGCACAUCCAACGUUGCUGCUUCCAAUGCCAAACUGGCUCUGUUCUAUGACUGGCUCUUCUUCAACCCCGAGAAGGACAGCAUCAUGAAUAUAGAGCCUGCCAUCCUUGUGAUGCAUCACUCCAUGAAGCCUCACCCAGCCAUCACCGCCACGCUGCUGGAUUUCAUGUGCCGGAUCAUUCCCAACUUCUACCCCCCGUUGGAAGCCCACGUUCGUCAGGGGGUCUUCAAUUCCCUCACCCACAUUGUGGAGAAGCGCGUCCUCGCCCACUUGGCCCCUCUCUUUGACAACCCCAAGCUGGACAAGGAGCUCAGAGCCAUGUUAAGGGAGAAGUUCCCGGAGUUCUGCAGCUCCCCAUCGCCUCCCAUUGAAGUCAAAAUCGAGGAGCCAGUUUCUAUGGAGAUGGACAAUCACAUGUCAGACAAAGAUGACAGUUGCUAUGAUAACGCCGAGGCUGCGUUCAGUGACGAUGAGGAGGAUCUGAACAGCAAAGGGAAGAAGAGGGAGUUCAGGUUUCACCCGAUCAAAGAAACCAUCGUGGAGGAACCUGUGGACAUCACACCAUUCCUGGACCAGUUGGACGAGUCUCUGAAGGAUAAAGUCCUACAGCUGCAGAAGGGGAGCGAUACGGAAGCGCAGUGUGAGGUCAUGCAGGAAAUCGUGGAUCAAGUCCUGGAGGAGGACUUUGACUCGGAGCAGCUGUCUGUUCUCGCCUCCUGCCUCCAGGAGCUGUUUAAGGCUCAUUUCCGAGGGGAGGUUUUACCGGAGGAGAUCACGGAGGAGUCCCUGGAGGAGUCGGUGGGGAAGCCGCUCUACCUCAUAUUUAGGAACCUGUGCCAGAUGCAGGAGGACAACAGCGGCUUCUCCCUGCUGCUGGAUCUCCUCUCGGAGCUCUACCAGAAGCAGCCCAAGAUCGGGUACCACCUCCUCUAUUACCUUAAAGCCAGCAAAGCAGCAGCGGGGAAGAUGAACCUGUACGAGUCCUUCGCUCAGGCCACGCAGCUGGGGGACCUGCACACGUGUCUGAUGAUGGACAUGAAGGCCUGCCAGGAGGACGACGUGCGGCUGCUCUGCUACCUCACCCCAUCCAUCUACACCGAGUUCCCGGAUGAGACGCUGCGCAGUGGUGAGCUGCUCAAUAUGAUCGUGGCCGUCAUCGACUCAGCACAGCUGCAGGAGUUGGUUUGCCACGUGAUGAUGGGGAACCUCGUCAUGUUCCGCAAGGAUUCCGUGCUCAACAUCCUCAGUGAGUGCUGCACCUAUGGGGGGGGACACCCCAUCUACCCCCCCAUCUCCCCCCCCAUCUACCCCCCAUCUACCCCUCAAUCUAUUGCAGUGCAGUGCAGUGCAAUGCUGCAUGUUGCAAUGCAGUGCCUUUCAGUGUAUUGCUGCACGGUGCAGUGCAUUGCAUUGCAGUGCAUUGCUGCAUGGUGCCUUGCAUUGCAGCGCUGCACGCUGCUGACUUGCUCUCUCCUUGCAGAGCACCCCGAGGCGUUGUCCUGUUUGCUGCUGCAGCUGCGCCGAGAGAAGCCCAGCGAGGAGAUGGUGAAGAUGGUGCUGAGCCGCCCGUGUCACCCCGACGAUCAAUUCACCACCAGCAUCUUGCGCCACUGGGGGCUGAAACACGACGACCUGCUGGCUGAGCACAUCAAGGCGCUGCUCAUCAAGAACAACAGCCUGCCCAGGAAGAGGCAGAGCCUGCGCAGCUCCAGCAGCAAACUGGCCCAGCUGACCCUGGAGCAGAUCCUGGAGCACCUGGACAGCCUGCGCCUCAACCUGGCCAACACCAAACAGAACUUCUUCAGCCAGACGCCCAUCCUGCAGGCCCUGCAGCACGUCCAGGCCAGCUGCGACGAGGCGCAUAAGAUGAAGUUCAGCGACCUGUUCUCCCUGGCUGAGGAGUACGAGGACUCGUCCAGCAAACCCCCCAAGAGCCGCCGUAAGGCCGCCCUCGCCAGCCCCCGCAGCCGCAAGAGCGCGGCACAGCCCCAGAACAACGAGGAGGAGUCGGCGUCCAGCAGCGCCUCGGAGGAGGAGGACACCAAACCCAAGCCCACCAAGCGGAAGCGGAAGGGCUCGUCGGCCGUGGGCUCGGACAGCGACUGAGACGCCGCGGGGUAGAGCGUCCCCCACAGCGCCCCCCAUCGGAGCAGCGCCCCCUGGUGGCGGAGGGGAGGAACUGCAGCCUGUGUGUGUGCGACCCCCCCCAUCCAGCACAGGAACCUCGGGGAGGG